AAUAUCAUCACGUGGCUUUAAUUAACCAAUCGACGGUGCCGUUACUUUUUUUUCAUUUAUUUAUUUUAUUUGCCAUCAGUCCAGUUUGUAGUAGCUCAAUGCACAGAUAACGAAGGAGAAUUUCUUUUUAUUUUUUAAGUUUUUAAGUAAAAGUAUACGCCGAAAUCAAGGCAUGGAAACGUUAUAAAUGUAUAUUUAGUGAUUUUAUAGCAUUUAAAAUAAUAUAUUCAUGUCGAAAUGGGAUUAUUAUUUGCCAAACUUUGGAGUUUGUUUACAAACGAAGAACACAAGAUAGUAAUUGUGGGUCUCGAUAAUGCCGGAAAAACUACGAUAUUAUACCAAUUUUUAAUGAAUGAAGUAGUGCACACGUCACCGACGAUUGGAAGCAACGUGGAAGAGGUGGUGUGGAAAAAUGUUCAUUUUAUCAUGUGGGAUCUCGGUGGACAAGAGACGUUACGGGCAACAUGGAACACUUACUACAGUAAUGCAGAGGUAUUAUUUUACAAUUAAAAGCAUAACUCAAGUGCUUAAGUGUCAAAAGAAAAGCAAAGCAUGCAAAUUUAGUUUUAUUUUUUACAUCAUUACGUGUUUCUUUGUUUACAUAACUGCAAAAUCCUCAUAUGGUUUUAAAGGAGCUCUGUAACUAUAUAAAUAAUAACAAUAUAUCUCAAGUAAAACAAGCUCUGUAACAAUGAUAAAAUUAUGCCCCUUCUCAUCCUUAUUCAUAGAAUGAUAGGGACAAUAUUGAAAUUUCAAAUGGAUCCUACAGAAAAGUAUAUAUUUUUAGGUCCUACAGAAAAAAGACAUGAAACUUUUAUCUAAAGCAUAUUUUUAUAAUGUGUAUAUUAAAUGGACAGUUGAGGCUUUGAGUUGAUUCACUUCUUAACAUGUAUUAUUUUUAUAAAACUCUAAUACUGCAUGUUAUUUUGGUGGUCACUGUGCACAGAUUUCAAAUAUUCUCUGUUUUGUGUCUUCUCUAAAUGUAGGUGGUAGGAAGUAUUAGUUUUCCUGUAGAAAGUAAUCAAGAGAUGAUAUCAAGUGAAGGAGGUGACUGUCAGAUGUCUACAGUCUAAUCAUCCAUUAUUGAAUUUCUGUUUUAAUAACAAUAUGUAUGUGUGACUGGCAAAAUAUGGAACCUUGCUACCACAUUUUCCUUCCUCAGAUUUAGAUACAUCUUUUUUAUAGUCAGUCGCACAAUUAAA
Molecule: messenger RNA, 1202 nt
Organism: Centruroides sculpturatus (bark scorpion)
Lineage: Eukaryota; Metazoa; Arthropoda; Arachnida; Scorpiones; Buthidae
Product: ADP-ribosylation factor-like protein 5B
Exons: 3
Coding region: 238-510 (90 amino acids)
Biological process (GO): vesicle-mediated transport; intracellular protein transport; protein localization to Golgi membrane
Cellular component (GO): trans-Golgi network; cytoplasm
Molecular function (GO): GTP binding; GTPase activity
Source: RefSeq, a predicted model, not a curated record